Chondrus crispus (carragheen) is the source of this 357-nucleotide messenger RNA. RefSeq lists its product as hypothetical. Bases 1 to 357 code for a protein of 118 amino acids. The transcript has a single exon. NCBI's taxonomy places the organism in Eukaryota, Rhodophyta, Florideophyceae, Gigartinales, Gigartinaceae. The record is from RefSeq and is a predicted model, not a curated record.
AUGGCGGCGUGUUACAGCCCAUGGGAAGACCGCAAACUUGUCCCAGACGUUAACACAUCCCCACAUCGCACAUCCACCCGCCCACAUCCGCCCACAUCCGCCCACAUCCGCCCACAUCCGCCCGCAUUCGCCCACAUCCGCCCACACACACACACACACACUCACACACGCAUACGCACACACAGAUACACCACGAUCAUCAUCACUUUUGACUUUCCGCUCGUGGACAACUUACAGGUCGACACCUAUGUAAACACUUGGUCUCACUCAAGUAGUCGGGGUAACGAUUUUACAGCCUCGCGUACUACGGUAGUAAGGUUUUAUACUGCUGUGCUACCUCCAAAAAAACAUAAUUAG